Messenger RNA from Bacillus rossius redtenbacheri, 1719 nucleotides. Its product is annotated as sialin-like. Lineage: Eukaryota; Metazoa; Arthropoda; Insecta; Phasmatodea; Bacillidae. Gene Ontology annotation, molecular function: transmembrane transporter activity. Gene Ontology annotation, cellular component: membrane. The transcript has 11 exons. Gene Ontology annotation, biological process: transmembrane transport; monoatomic anion transport. The record is from RefSeq and is a predicted model, not a curated record. Bases 1 to 1719 code for a protein of 572 amino acids.
AUGGCUGACAAUACGAGAGCCCAUGCUAAAGUGUGCAAGAGACCAGCUCCACCUCCGACCAAGAAACAGAGGAUGGCGGCGCUCAAGCCUGCAGCCAAUCCCAAGCCUGGCACUUCAACCAACCGAACAAAGGUGGUGACAGGAGCCAGAUCUUGCCGUAACCUUCAUAUGGAGAUGGUUCCUGCGGAGGAAGAGUGCCUUAACUCGAGUGCUCGGGAUGAAAGAUACAAAUCCACAGACAAUAUUGGUCCUCGUUGGAUGAUAUGGCGCAGAAGAAGGGAUGUCUUCUGCCUUUUAGCAGUUUUUGGCCUCAUGAAUGUUUCAAUGCUGCGUUCAAACCUCAGUGUGGCGAUCGUGGCAAUGACAUCAGACCGCCGUGUUACACUGAGUAAUGGAACAGUGAUACUUGCGAGGAGGGACUUCGACUGGGACGCGGCGACGCGCGGCCACGUGCUCAGCGCCUUCUUCUACGGCUACGCCGCGACGCAGGUGCCCGGCGGCUGGCUGGCCAUCAGGUUCGGCGGCCACCGCACGUACGGCGCCGGCAUGCUCGUGACGGCUGUUGCCACGGCGCUCACCCCGCUGCUGGCCGCCGCGCACGUGCACCUGCUGGUGGCCGCCCGCGUCGUCGUGGGGCUCAGCGAGGUGAGCGCGCUCUCCCGUCUCCCGUGUCACACAAGAAGAAACCCCUCUACAUACCCGUGCUGGCAGGGACUCACGCACCCUGGCCUGGAGAUCCUGAUCGCGCAGUGGUUCCCGACGCCCGAGAGGAACCUCCUGGUGGGAGUGCUCAUGACGGGCUCCACGCUCGGCAUCUUCGUGUCCAUGGCCACGUCGGGGUACGUGGCCAGCUCCUUGGGUUGGCAGUACAUCUUCUACAUGACAGGUGCAAUGUGUACAGUAUGGGUGAUUUGCUGGUGGUUUCUAACAAGUGAGAGUCCCCAGACUGAUCCAAGGAUUACCUUAUCUGAAAUGAAUUAUAUUCGGAAGCAUGCCACAACUAUCGAGUACAAGAAAAUGGCGCACAGCGUGCCCUGGCUGCGGCUGCUGUCGUCGGUGCCGAUGUGGUCGGCGGUGUUCGUGAUCUUCGUCACGAGCUGGAACUUCAACGUGCUGUCCAUUCAGAUGCCUUCCUACUUCAAAGAAAAACUUCACAUCAAGCUCCAAAAAGCUGGCCUCUUCUCUGCGAUACCGUAUGUGUUCGUCACCUUGGUGUCUCUUGUGAAUGGCUACCUGCUGGAUCUCGCGCUGGCCAAGAAAUGGCUCACGGCCACACAACUACGGAAGCUGACCGUCUGUACGGCACUGGUAGGCACUGCCUGCACGCUGCUCAUCUUGGGUCACGUGGAAAUGAAAUCGCCUUUACCGGUGGUCUUAUGCACAUCCGUGGCUGUGGCUUGCGACUAUUACACUUCCCUUGCUAUCUACCUGAACUUCCUCGACCUGGCGCCGCAGUUCGCCAGCAUCAUGACUGGGAUGGCGCACGUGGUGAGCAGCUGCGGCGCGGCGCUCACCACCGAGGUCACCGGCCACGUCGUCACCAACAAGACGGACGAGGAGUGGCGCACGGUGUUCGACAUCAGCAGCGGCGUCGGCCUGCUGGGCGCAGCGCUGUACGGGCUGCUGGGCUCGGGCGAGCUGCAGCGCUGGGCGCCGCGACCCCGCGCGCCGGACGAGAGCAGCUGGGCGCAGACCACUGACGCUCACUCGGGGCAAUAA